CUUUAACUGCAUGUCAGAAAUGUCAUCAAAUUUGUCUUUUUUCCCCUGAUCAGGUUCCAUCUAAAUGGACGUUACCAUGACUAUCACUGCACGGCCAUUGGAUAUGAUCAGAAGUUGAUGUGGGACCAGAAGAGUCAAGAACUUCCUCCUGAAGGUCAGAAAGGGGAGGGAGCUCUGAGGUGUGCCCAGCCCAGAGUGCCACUGUCAGAACAGCCGAGGGAGGAAAGAAGAGAGUGGAACAAAAAUGGCAGAAAAUGUCAUUAACUCUGACCUGAACUUGCCUGAACCAACCAGAUCCAGAGUCCUGACGGUCCCUGAUGUCCAAGGUAAAAGCCAUGGUUUCAGAACCCGAGUUGCUGCACUGGUUGCUGUCCUGGUUGUGCUCCUCCUCCUCGUGGUCAUGGCCCUGUAUCUGACAGUCACCGUGGCAGGCAGCCAACAGGACUCUACAGCACUGACCUCCACCAGCCAAAAGGUCUCAAGCCCAUUGUCGCCCACCAACCAAGAGAACUCAACAAAGGUACCCCCCAGCCAUGAAGAGGCACCAGGAAGAAGUUGCUGUUCCACAACACGAGUUGCUGUCCUGGUUACUGAGAUAAUCCUGCUCCUGCUCAUUGUUGUGUGUCAGAUACUCCCAUGUAAAAGCCGUUGUUCCAGAACACAAGCUGCUGUCCUGGUUGCUGUCCUGGUUCCGAUUGUGGUGGCCCUCGCGCUGUCUUGGGCACUCCCACAUGCUCCAACUGCAGGCAGCCAAGAGGACUCAACAAGAACCAUCCCUGCAGUGGCACUAGAUGGUCCAACUGCAGGCAGCCAAGAGGACUCAACAAGAACCAUCCCUGCAGAGGCACUAGGCUGCCCCACAGCAUGGAAGAAACAUGGGAGAAGUUGCUACUUCUUUUCUCCAGAGACAAAACCAAAGAGCUGGGAAGCCUCUCGUGCAGAAUGCACUGCCAUGGGCUCAGACCUGGUGGUCAUUGAGAGCAGGGAAGAGCUGAGAUACCUCCUCUUACAAUCAAGACAUAAUUACUACUUACUUGGUCUCAGACGCUCUGAAGAGGGGCAGAAGUGGAAGUGGAUCAACAAUGUGGAACUCGACCCAAACAUGUUCCGUCUACAUGGACGUUACCGUGACUAUCUCUGCACGGCCAUUGGAUAUGAUCAAGUACAUACUGCACCUUGUGAUGGAUCCCAAACAAUACAAAAUAUGUGUGAAAAAGCUGCAACAAUCCCAUAAAGGCAUCAGAAGGAGAGCUAAAAACAAGAGGUGCAGGCUGAUCUGUUAUGCCCAGCUUCGUGUAGGACCCGUGGGUGGGAUGUGUCUCAUUUCUCUUUAGCUGCCCAAUCUCUGCUCCCGGGCUCUCCUGCAGCCUCUCUCCAGACUGGUGGCCCAGCUCAGCCCAGCCUUUCCCUGAUGGUGUCUGAGGCUGGAGGGAUGCCCUCUGCAAGAGCUGGCACUGGCACACAGGAGGAGUCUGGCACUGUCUCAUGCCAGAGGUGGCACUUCCAGGCAGGCACUGCCAGGGGAGAGGAGUCCAGCCUGGGGACAGGGGUGAUCCCAGCCUGAUCCUGACUCUGCAAGUCACAUCCAUCCACAGCCCUGUGUUCCCAGCCCUGCCUGGGCCCAAGGAGACCCUUCCCCACCUGGCCACAGCCUGGCCUUGCCUGCAGCCACAAGGGAAGGGCAGCACAGAUUUCUGGUUGGGAUCCUGUAGGGAAGGGCAACCCCACUCCUUGCUGGGAUGGACAGGAUAAAGUCAGGUGGGGUUGUGGAUAAAUCUUCCCCUGUCCCAGACUGUUUCAAGGGCACCCGGGAUCCCAGAGCUUGUGGGGGAAUGGGAAUCAGCCCAAUCCUGUGUGGGGAAGGGAAGGAAUGUCAGAUUUAUGAUCUGCUGGGGAGGGGCACUGAAUAGAGACCAGCAAGGCCUGGAGAACAGAGUCCCAAGAGAAGCUGAUCUGGACAGAAAACAGAACAAUGAAACCCACGGUGACCUGUGAAGGAGCUGGUGAGAAGUAUGAGAGUGACCCACAUGGAAUGGCAACAGGGUGCUCUGCCCUCUUUUCCUUGGAGAUUGAUCACAUGAGGAAAUGAUGCCUGAGGGCUUUUCCUGUUCAGAAAAUUCAAUCCAACAGCAGAAACAGGUGACACCAGGAAAACAGAGCUGUUAUCAGUAAACAUGGAAUGUUACCAAAGCUCUGCCUGUCUUCUUCACUGGCUCUUGGGACCUUGGGCCUUGUGUGACUCUAAGAAUUAUCCUUCUUGUUGCGUUCUUUCAGGCAGAAUCAUUCCUCCUUUAUUUGUGCCUUUCAUGGCUCUCUCCUUCAUCUGCAGGAUGGAGAAAGCUCUGUGAAGCCCUUGAGGAAUCCAAGGCCUGGUUUUACCUCUUGGAAAAAAAAUUGCUCAGUCAAAAAAUCUGUACACAGCAUGUUGUGGCCAUCGGAAGAGAAAACAGAAUCCUACAAGAAAAAAUUAUCUUUUUAAAUUGAAAGCACAUUUUGAUGUCCCUCACACUCACCAUCCUCCUCACUAACUGCUCACAUCAAGAUUCUUUGGAAACGUGUUUGCAGUUCUUUCCCUGACUUUCAAUCCCCAAAGAACAGUGUAAGAACAUGGAGCUGUAGAACAAUCCCGGUGUCAGAACCCAGGAUCUUAUUUCAGAAGGAAGCUGAGUUGGAGGGGCUCUUUGCUUGCACUCACUUUAAUGGAGAGGGUGGGAGAGCAUUCUGUGUUGUGUUAUAGAUUUCUGCCCUUCUAUUUUCAUAUUCCAGCUGCUGUGAUCCCUUGGAUCAAGUGGGCUCUCCUGAAGGCAGUACCAGUGUCCUAGAUUGCAAGGCAAUGUGUGUAUUCUCUUUGCCAUCUGAUAGAGGUGGGAAAGUUAUCUUCUGUUGGCAGUUUUUUUUAUCCUUUCCACAAACCCGUCUUCCCUCUGGGAAAUAUCUUCUGUUAAUGAGCUAUUGAAUGUCACUGCAUGACUGAUAAAAGUUACAGCAUCCCAUUGUGAGAUGCUCUGCCAGAAUCACACCUGACACUCCAGGAGGACUGCAGCCACCAUUCCAAUUGGACUGCUGCCAACACCCUGAUCAACAGGGUAUCAGGUCGUAUUCUGAGUCUGUCAGUGUUGUUUUGUAUUACUGCAUUGUUUAUUUUAUUUUUUUAUUUUCUUCACAAAUAAAGAACUGUUAUUCCUGCUCCUA
Molecule: messenger RNA, 3192 nt
Organism: Taeniopygia guttata (zebra finch)
Lineage: Eukaryota; Metazoa; Chordata; Aves; Passeriformes; Estrildidae
Source: RefSeq, a predicted model, not a curated record